Equus caballus (horse) is the source of this 566-nucleotide messenger RNA. The record is from RefSeq and is a predicted model, not a curated record. NCBI's taxonomy places the organism in Eukaryota, Metazoa, Chordata, Mammalia, Perissodactyla, Equidae.
UGUUAUGAAGAAAUUCAGAAUCAGUGUGUGUGGAGCCGCAAAACUCUACUUGGGAUCAUCUGUCUUUGGGUACCUCCUAUUCCUGUCCCUGUUUGCAUUGGGCUGUGAAAAUUCUGAUGUGGCAGGACUAACUGUCUCCUAUCACGGAACCAAACCUGUCUCUUAUCAUGAACGAGCUCUCUUUUCAGAUUGCAACUCAAGAUGCAAAUGUUCAGAGACAAACUGGGAACCCAUGUGUGGUGAAGAUGGAGUCACAUAUGCAUCGGCUUGUCUGGCUGGUUGUCAAACCUCCACCAGGAGUGGAAAAACUAUUAUAUUUUAUAAUUGCACCUGUGUGGGAAUUGCAGCCUCUAAAUCAGGAAAUUCCUCAGGCAUGGUGGGCAGAUGUCAAAAAGAUAAUGGAUGUCCCAGAAUGUUUCUGUAUUUCCUUGUAAUUUCAGUCAUCACAUCCUAUAUUUUAUCCCUCGGUGGCAUACCUGGAUACAUAUUGCUUCUGAGGUGAUCAUUGAUUCUCCCCAGCCCAAUUGUGAUAUAAGACCCUACAAUCACCUAGAGCAGACAUUUCA